Messenger RNA from Saccoglossus kowalevskii, 2556 nucleotides. RefSeq lists its product as uncharacterized. Lineage: Eukaryota; Metazoa; Hemichordata; Enteropneusta; Harrimaniidae. The record is from RefSeq and is a predicted model, not a curated record.
GUGUAAUGGAAGCUGCGGAAUGUUUGUAGGCUACGAUCAGUGAAUAUUCUGGAUUGACCGUCUUGCAAACCUUUAGACUAGUUGCCAUGACUGUGGCAACAAUACGACGAAAGAUUGUGUAUCUAGUGGGGUUUGUGGUAUCAGUUUGCAUCCUAUCAGUUGGGGGUCAGACUGCUACCCCAACACCUUUCACUGAUGCAAAGACGUUACGUAAUACUGCAGGGGCCACUACCCAGAAGCCAACAACAACACCUGGGAUUGUGUAUUGGACUUUAGACAAGGGGUUAACAACUCAGGAGUGCUGGCUUAAGACAGUAAUUGCUGUUCCGCCAAGUCAAGAUAUUGAUGAUAUUCAGUUCAUAAUUGAUUUGGAAUUGGGUUUCGCAAGGGCAUAUGACCUGGGAAAACAACGACAGUCACAGAAGGCUCAAGAGACUGAGAGACUCUUGGAUCAGCUUGAUCCCUAUAUUAAUCCUCUUGUACUUGAUAGGAAAAAACGAGCAUCUACUCAUAAUGGUUACACAGUACAGAAAUGGUAUUGGGUCACAGGUGUCAGUUCUGAAGGUACCUUGUGCAUGUUUCAGGUGGGGGAUGAUGUUGGGUUCACAGGUGUCAGUUCUGAAGAGUACAUUCCAGCUACGGUAACACCUAUACCUCCUGUCACUGAAGAUGAUCAACUUUGGAUUAUUGCUGCUGUUCUUGUACCCCUCUUUAUAUUAUUCCUAUGUGCAUUCUUUUGUUGUUGCUUCUGUGUGAAGAAAAGAGAUACCGAUAUUGAUCCGGAUACUUUGAAAAUAAUACAGUAUAAACAGAAGUAUCCAUAUCGUCAUUACCCAUCUGGUAAUAAUACACCAAGAGGAUUUGAUGUUGCGAAAGAUAUGAAUGGAAUUGAAAAUAAAGGUCUUGUUAUUAAUGCUGGAGAAUUGCCACAAAAAGUAACCAAUGAGAAUGAAGUAGAAAACAGACAACCAACCAUAAAGAGAAUUGAUGAUGAAUACACAAUGUCAGAUACAGAUUCCGCAGUUACGAAUGAUAGCAAAAAAAUGACAACUAACCAAGUACAGAGACCACUGCCACCAAGAGGAAAUGCUGGGCAGGCCGGCUUAUUUCAACAUGUAGCUCAGUUGUCAAUGGCAACGGAUGAGAAAGAUAGAAGAGCAAGGUCUUUGGUAAUCCCCACGUCAUUGACACCGAUGGAAUCUGAAGAAUCUACCAAGUUGAAUGAGUCACUAAGACAGAAAGCUGAACUUGAAAGGUAUCGAAACAAGCUGAGGCAGCGUGAGAAGAAGAAAACCCGACGAAAAAAGGGUUCUCGGUCUGCAGUGGGCGAUACAAAGGAUGAAGAAAAUGCUCCUGUCAAGUCACAGAAAGAGAUUGAUGAAGUACUGGAUAUGGAGCUGUCUUCAGGAGAAGUACCGCCAUCUUUCAUUGAGCCACAUAAGAGAAAGAAAAACAAACAAGGACGAAAAAAAGGUGAACAUCAAAUCUCUGAUGCUGCCUUGCCGAUUGAUACAGAAAUAGACAAUCAUUUUGGACCACAUGGUGGUAAAUAUACAGCACUUGAUAUUACAAGUUUGCCAGAAACACAUUUAUCAAGAGCACCACUACCAAAUAGUGUCUAUGAUGAUCAAGACAAGAUGGACAGAGAUGACAGAUACAGACAUCAGGGACAAACCAAAGUAGUUAUUGUUCCUGUAACUGAGUUACCAGACAAAUCAUCGGGUGGUUUGAUAUGGAAUACAUACAAUGCUCAGGAUGAAGUUAAUGCAAUAUUGUCACCCAAAGAAGCUAAAGCACCAGGACAAUUGCCACCUCUGACCUUGGAAUCACCUCUCACUGGUACUAUCCUGACUUUGCCAGGUAGUAACACAACACAAGACAAUCUACUGAGAACACCAGCUAAUAAAGUUCAUCCACCAAUGUCAAGUUCAAAGACAAGACCUCUAACACUGAGUCAGCUUAUAGCCUCACCUGGUGUCCAUAGCAACGAUACACCUUUAGAUACAACCGGUGAAUUGUCAAGUCCUCAGAUGACUGACAGUUUAGAAAUGGACACACAAUGGGCACAGCCUGCUUUAAUGGAGUCCUUAUCCAAUGGUGGUGUGAAAUCGGUUCCUGUUAAACUGAGCUGGACUUCUGAAGAGGGAGUCACUCCUCGUGUUGAGAUACCGGAGACUAAAACCCCCCGGGAACAAGUUGAGCUGGAUAUGUUGUCAAGUUCAAAGCUGGAGAGAACUGCUGGGAAACCACGGAAUGACGAUUACGAUGAAAUGGAUGUUGCCUACUCUGUGAAAGUGGGAGAGAAUCCACAGCCUUUGAUUCGUGCCAUCAGAGAUGAGCUGGUGAGGCUCCAAAGGAAAGGCUCAACAAUAUCUGAACUGUAGGAAAGGGAACGAUUACAGGCACAUUGUAACUAUAUAUCUUGUUACCAAGUUGAUGAUAAAAGUAUUUUUUGAAAGGAUGAUGAUUAUUAAAGGUCUGUGGGGGUCUCUGGUGCUGUCAGAAUAUAAGUUUUGUAUUUUGAUGAUUCAUAACCCUCAUGUUCUCAAGUAAUCA